AUUAUCUGCGAUUGGUAAAUUGAAAUAUCAUGUGUGUAUAUUUUCCCUUGCUAUUGAUCGGCAUUAAGUGUAAAUAGAAACAUUACUUUCUGACUGAAAUCAUAAUCGCAUAUCUCCUACAUUUCGACCAAAGACGAUGUGAUUCGAUCACAUGAUUUCGACUUGCAGCGUUCACUUUGAGAGUUCGUUAUUUUUCAAACGCCUUGUCAAACGGUCCGCUAACCUCAAAGUUGAUCGAAGAAUAGCAAGGAUACAACGGUUAUCAGGAUCUGCCAUCUGAAUCCUACAGAAUAAUUAUUAUAUUUACCGUUACCAAUAUUAAUGAAGUCGGCACCUCAUCAGAGAUUAGUUAUGGUCGGCGAUCGAGACGCGUUGAAAGAAUUGUUACGAUUGCGUCUAGUCGAAUGCGGAUGGAGAGAUCAAGUAAAGAUCAUCUGCAAGGACCUGAUAAAGGAAAAUGGACAGGACAUCGCGUACGACACAUUGCUUUCAACGGUCACAAGUAGAGCACGAAGUCUUGUUCCUGAUUCUGUUAAGAAAGAAUUGCUGCAGAAGAUUAAGAACCAUCUUAUGGCACAGGAAGAAAGUUUGAAAAGUUAACCACUAUGAUUAGUGCUUUAACAAAGCCGAGAUUAUUGGCUAAUUCUGUCAGUCACAAUUGAAAAUACGAGUUUUCCGCUUUAUCUCCAAUAUUUUUACCCAAUCAACAUUUUAAAUCCAAGUGAAAUAUAGGUAAUAAUUAUAAUAAAUUAGUUAAUCCAUC
Molecule: messenger RNA, 763 nt
Organism: Neodiprion virginianus
Lineage: Eukaryota; Metazoa; Arthropoda; Insecta; Hymenoptera; Diprionidae
Gene: e(y)2
Product: transcription and mRNA export factor ENY2-like
Exons: 2
Coding region: 322-600 (92 amino acids)
Biological process (GO): regulation of transcription by RNA polymerase II; poly(A)+ mRNA export from nucleus; positive regulation of DNA-templated transcription
Cellular component (GO): DUBm complex; SAGA complex; nuclear pore
Molecular function (GO): chromatin binding; transcription coactivator activity
Source: RefSeq, a predicted model, not a curated record